GGGCGCGCGCCGGAGCGGGGAGCGGGGCGUCCGCCGCCAGCAGCCGUUGCGCCGUGUCCCGCCCGAGUCCCGCCGCCGGCCGCGGCACCGCGCGAGCAUGUCCAAGUCGCUGAAGAAGAUCGUGGAGGAGAGCAGGGAGAAGAACCAGCCCGAGGUGGACAUGUGCGACCGCGGCAUCUCCAACAUGCUGGACGUGCCCGGCCUGUUUACCUUGUCUCAUAUCACACAGCUGGUUCUCAGUCACAACAAGCUUACAACUGUGCCAGCAAACAUCGCAGACCUGAGAAACAUAGAAGUGCUCAACUUCUUCAACAACCAGAUUGAGGAGCUGCCUACGCAGAUUAGCAGCCUUCAGAAGCUCAAACACCUAAAUCUUGGCAUGAACAGAUUAAAUACCUUACCUAGAGGAUUUGGCUCUUUACCUGCUCUGGAGGUUCUUGACUUGACUUAUAACAACUUAAAUGAAAAUUCUCUACCUGGAAACUUCUUCUAUCUGACCACCCUGCGUGCACUCUAUCUAAGUGACAACGAUUUUGAAAUCCUGCCGCCAGAUAUUGGGAAGCUCACAAAGUUGCAGAUACUGAGUCUUCGAGACAAUGACCUGAUUUCACUGCCUAAAGAAAUUGGUGAGCUCACUCAGCUUAAGGAACUUCAUAUCCAGGGAAAUCGUCUUACUGUGCUACCCCCGGAACUAGGUAAUUUGGAUUUGACUGGUCAAAAGCAAGUCUUCAAAGCAGAAAACAAUCCUUGGGUUACACCUAUUGCUGACCAGUUCCAGCUGGGAGUAUCUCAUGUUUUUGAAUAUAUUCGUUCAGAAACAUAUAAAUAUCUGUAUGGCAGACACAUGCAGGCAAACCCGGAACCUCCAAAGAAGAACAACGACAAGUCAAAGAAGAUCAGUCGUAAACCUCUGGCUGCCAAGAACAAAUAAGUUACUGGCUUGAGCUUCUGUUUUUAUGUCUUUUAAAUUUUUUUGCAUGUGCCCACAAUAUUCCUACGUAUCUUGUGUUACUCAUAUUAUAAGAAAGCACAGUCUAUAGGUAAAAGCAAUUUACCAUGUGUACUGCUUUAUAAGAUACUGCUUAAGGAAUACAAAAUUACAUAUUCCCCUAAUUAUGAUCACAUAUAUAUAGCCAUUUAAUAUAUCACUGUCAAACACAUUUUAGCUUUUCUAUUUAUAUGUACAUUAAUGCCCUCUGUUCACAUGUAUCACAUGUUCUGUUAAUAUCAGAUUUUUUGCACCUAUAUUAUACUAUAUUAAAUUUCAUAUAAUGUGGCAAAUGAUUUUAAUAAAGGUCUUUAUUUGUAUCAUGUUUUACUUUCUUCAGUAGGACUUCUGAAAAGUGAUUUUCCUGAAUAUAUGUGUCUGGUUUCCUGCCAUAUGUUAAAUUCUUCUGUAGAAAUCUGAUAGAAUUGUCUCUGAUACAAGUUAGUUAAAAUGUGAAAUAUUAUGUUCAAGGAGUGAAAAAUUUUAAUCAGUUUCCAUUUCUUUUUCA
Rhea pennata is the source of this 1496-nucleotide messenger RNA. RefSeq names its product Ras suppressor protein 1 (gene RSU1). The record is from RefSeq and is a predicted model, not a curated record. Gene Ontology annotation, molecular function: protein binding. The transcript is spliced from 9 exons. NCBI's taxonomy places the organism in Eukaryota, Metazoa, Chordata, Aves, Rheiformes, Rheidae. The coding region runs from base 98 to 931 and encodes 277 amino acids.